CUUUGGGCGCGAGCGGUCGAAAGGCAGUUGGUGAGGGUUCGGUUGCUCGGUCCUGUCCGGCGGUACCAGCUCAGUCCCAUGGCUGAUUCUGAGGAGUUUCGGGCUUCUUCGCCACCGCCGCCGCCUCCCUCGUCUCCGUCGUCAGGCGCCUCUUCAUCGUCCCUCAGCAUGCCAGUGAGUUUGGGCUGGCGGGGUCCGAGCCGGAGCCACGGUCCAACGGUGGACCCGCUGGAGCAAGUGGAGCUGCAGAUCGGAGAUGCGGCAUUUUCAUUAACUAAACUCCUCGAAGCCACAUCUGCAGUAUCAGCUCAAGUGGAAGAACUUGCCCUGAAGUGUACAGAAAAUGCACGUUUCCUUAAAACGUGGCGAGACCUCCUGAAAGAAGGCUAUGACUCGCUGAAACCCGACAACUAAUGCCUGGCCCAGAAGAUGCUGGCACAUGGACCGCAUGUGUGGGGCUGCCCGACUCCAGACAUUUAUACUGAGAAUGAAACUCUUCUUAGUAUUCUUGCUCUGUGAAAGCAGAAUACUGAACUCCUCUUAUUUGCUUAUGCGUUUUCCCUGAUAUGACAGUGUUUGCCUUAAGUGCUUUCUGCCCUCUAAGCUUCUGUAGUCUUCCUUUAUGAGAGCUAAUUCCAUCAGUAAGUAACUGUCAUACUAGAGAGAAGAUGACAAAAAUGCUUGAGUUGGGAGUUGACCCCGGUGUGUCUCUUGAGGCAGGCGAUGAAGAUUUCAGGAGCAUGGUCCAGCCCCACAGACUUCCCUUAUCCCAAAUCCCACAGCCACCCCCACAGCACUCACUAUCUGUGAAUAAGACUCGAUGAGUAUAAUUGAAGGAAAAAUACUCUUUUUUUUUUUUUUUAUGGGAAUUUGACAUUUUUUUUGCCUUGAAGCAGUCUCCCUGUGAAGGCUUCUGUCUUAGUCUCUUGAGGGCCAGGACUUCUGGUGUGCAACACCGUGCCCAGUAGAAAGUUUUGAAUUUUGAUGAUGAUUUUAAAAUAUAUUUUUACUCAUUCUAUGACUAUUUUUAAAAAAGCUUUUACUUCAUAAAAUGAAAACUUUUAUAGAAUGCAUACUUUUUUUUCCUAUUUAUUUUUAUACUUAACUGCUUCCAUAGUUGAUAUUUCUCUUGUUGGUGUUCUAUAUGUUCAAUUGCUGUCUUUGAAAUAUCAAAUUUAUGGCUGUAUGCUAAGUAUUAUUAAAUGGAGCUUUGCAAGUUAUUUAUGUAAUUCUAAAGUUGGUUUCCAGUGUCUAACGUUUAACCGUUUGUAUGGGUUUGCUGUCAGUUGACCUUAGUGUUAAGGUUCCAGUUUAUCUGUACUGUGUUUUAUGUAUUUAGUGCCAUCUGUCUUCAAGCCAUGUACUACUUUGAUACAUAGGAGUUUGAAGUAUCUUUGAUGUGAUGUCUGUGUCGAUACAUUGCUGUGACUAGAACUCUCACUGGGAGCUGUGGUAGGGGACAAAUGGAUGGGCAAAGACUAGUUUUGACAUAGUCAAAGUGAUUUUAUUUCUUUAAGAUCACACAACAUGGGGUUGGGGAUUUAGCUCAGUGGUAGAGCGCUUGCCUAGCAAGCGGAAGGCCCUGGGUUCAGUCCCCAGCUCCAAAAAAAAGAAAAAAGAAAAAAGAUCACACAACAUGUAUAGUGUGAUUUCUGUACCAAAGAAUGCAGAAUGCUUAUUUCUGUAUGAGAAAUACUUAUAUAUUCUGAAAAUUGCAAUUUAAAAAAUAUAUAAAAAUAAAUGUAUUACAAGUA
Messenger RNA from Rattus norvegicus (Norway rat), 1754 nucleotides. RefSeq names its product similar to human chromosome 4 open reading frame 46 (gene C2h4orf46). Bases 79 to 414 code for a protein of 111 amino acids. The transcript has 2 exons. The record is from RefSeq and is marked provisional. NCBI's taxonomy places the organism in Eukaryota, Metazoa, Chordata, Mammalia, Rodentia, Muridae.